AUGGGGAAAGAAUCUUCAGGAACAUCACCAAAUGGGAGGGGUUCUGCUAAAUGGCCAGAGAUACAAGAAAUAAUACAGGUAAAUUUGACUGUCAAGUAGAAAAGAAAAAUUACUCUCCCUACCUAUGAUUAUGUGGAUGUCCAUUUUUCUGCAAAAUCGUUUCCUACCAGAAUAAAUAAAUGAAGUCUUCCUUCUUUUCAAAAUUCAUUGAAGAUUUUAACAAAAAGAUUUGCCUGCAAUACUAAAUCUCUAUACUCUAGUAAUUUUUACAUUUUGUGACCUGACAACAGCUUUAUGUUGGCUUGUGAAGACAUAAAUUUUUUAAGGAAAUAAGAAAAGCAAUUACUAAUAAAAUGGCUGUGCAACAACAGCUGGGUGAUUAUAACCACCGCAAAUGUGCACUUCCACAUCAAAGAAAAACCCUGAGCCAGCUUAACCCCACACUCAGGGCACUUUCCCAAACUCAGAACUGGCUGGCUGGACCAUGGCUAGACUGGUCAUUUUGACAAUGAAAUAGGCUUUUACGAAGAGUUUUUGCUGAAAAACCAUCUCCUUUGUGCAUGCUAGUUAGGAUAUGUCUGACUGAAUAGUUUUGAUUAAAAGUGAAAUUCUCAUUAGGACAAGAAUGCUCUGGCCAGUAAGUUCUGACAGAUGCAAAGCACCCUCAGUGACCUCCCAGGCUGGGUCAUAGACAGAGUGUAAAACCAAGUCUCAGUAAUGAAGUAGGGUAACUAUUAGUAAUAAAUUCUUCCUGACAGCAUGCAAACCAUAGGGAACCCAAGCUAUUAUUUGUAAACUACAAAUGGAAAUUAAAAAAGAGAUAAAAUCUUACCUGUUUUGUUCUACUCUUGAAUCUGCUGCCGUGCAAAGUGAAAUGGCAGUUGUUUUACGAUGUGAAAACGAUGUUCAAGUCGACGCUUUGACUGUUGUUGAUUUCACAAAGCAAUGCUUUAUGCGGUUUGUCUCGCAUUUAUCUGUUGAUCUACUCUGACCAGUUUGCCUCGUUGUCUUUUUCUGCCUGAAAAAAUAAAUAAACCAUUUUUAUCAGCACAUAAACUGGUGCUGAUAAGAUAGUCACUUCUCGCAAAAAAUGACAACACUCCUUGCAAUCCAUAUUUAAACACCUUAUGAACAUAAAUAAAGGAUAAUGACAUUUCCUAGAUGGAGAGGAUCAACCAUUUAGAUAUAAGAAGUGGGAACACUUUGACAAUAAGUGACCUUAAAAAAUGGUGUUUUGAAAUAAUGUCAGGACUUAGGUGUGAUAAUGUUCCAUUUAACAGCACAAUAGCUUAAAAACUAAUGGCUGUCACUCCUUUCUUAAACCCACUUAUAGAUGUUUGGAUAUCACAUAUAAUAUCUGCUUUAUGUCUAAUGACCAAAUCCAAACAAUGCUUGUUCUCAAACCAUUAACUCUACAGUAGAGAAUUAACUCUUGUCUCAAGUAUGAUAAUAAACAUUUAAAAUACCCUUCAGCAAUAAAACACAGGGGCAUAGCUAGGAUUUUUGUAGAAAAGGUAUGCACAAUUUUCCAAAAAAACCCUCCGCACAUCCUUAAAGCGCAAAUCUUUUUCAGGUUUCUUGAUUAGAAGAAGCUACAUUGUAAGCUGAAACAUUAUUUAUUUAUUUCAUUUUUAUUUUAAUCAAUAUUUAUCCAGGGGCAUCCAGUUUAGCAGAGCUAGUUUAAAUGGAACCCUGACACAACACAAAAACAAAGACAUUAAAACAUUAACACUAGACAAUUAAUUAAGUUACAAAGGCAACAUGUACCCUAGGCAUUACUGUUUAAAAUGGCCCUUUAGCUUGAUUUUAAAUUCACUGAGGGUCUCUACUUGUCUAACGAUUCUUGGUAGGGUGUUGUAGGUCCGAGCACCGUUAAUUCUGAAGCUACCUUGGUAUUUACUAGUUUUUUGCGAAGGGAGGGCACAGCAAAUCAUGGCUUCUGGUGUUAUAGCCAUAGAAAACGUGCACGUGCCUAAACCCUGUAAGUAAGUACGAAGGCACUAUUCUGUGAAGACACUUAUGGACUAAGACGCAUUUGAGAUAAUUUCUGCAUAAUUUCUGGGCCAGCCAAGUGUUGAUUUUAAGUCUUCAGCCCUGAUAGAUCGACCUUCAAUAAUACAUGCGGCACGUCUAUUUAGUGUAUCCCAGACAGGUGAACAGUAAUCAAACAAUGGCAAGGCUUAAGUAUUGUAUAGCAUUUGACAAGUUGGCUUGGGAAGAACCUUACGUGCUCGACACAGAAUACCUAAUCAAGACGAUAUCUUUUUAACAAUAUAUUUUAUGUAGUCCUUCCAAGAUAGGGUGUUGUCUAGGAGGAACCCAAGAUGUUUAAACUUGUUAACUCUUUCUAAACAUGUGCAGGGUUGUCAAAAUGCACCAGCAACCGGCGCUAUCACAGGCUACUUUAUGGUUAUUGCACCUGUAACCUAGGAAAAACAUAUCUCUACUGAUAUCUGUUCCCCUACCUUAGAAACACAUAUCCCUAGUGAUAUAUGUUCCCCUACCUGGGAAACACAUAUCCCUAGUGAUCUGUCUACCACGAUCUAGGAAACAAGUAUCCCUAAAGAUUUAUGGUCCCCUACCUGGGAAACACAUAUCCCUAGCAAAUUGUGUUCCCCUACCUGGGAAACGCAUAUCCCUAGUGAUAUGUGUUCCCCCACCUGGGAAACACGUAUCCCUAGUGAUUUAUGUUCCCCUGUCUUGGAAACACAUAUCCCUGGUGAUAUGUGUUCCCUACCUGGAAAACGCAUAUCCCUAGUGAUAUGUGUUCCUGUACCUGAAAAAAACCUAUUCCUAGUGAUAGGUGUUCCCCUACCUUGGAAACAUAUAUCCCUAGUGAUAUGUCUUUCCCUAACUCCAAAAAAUAUAUCCCUAGAGAUACGUGUUCCCCUACCUGGGAAACACAUAUCCCUAGUGAUAUGUGUUCCCCCACCUGGGAUACACAUAUCCCUGGAGAUAUGUGUUCCCCACUUGGGAAACACAUAUCCUAGUGAUAUGUGUUCCGCCACCUGGGAAACACAUAUCCCUGGUGAUAUGUGUUCCCCUACCUCGGAAACAUAUAUCUCUAGUGAUAUGUGUUCCCCUAACUGGGAAACACAUAUCCCUAGUGAUAUGUGUUUCCCAGGUGGGGGAACACAUAUGACUAGGGAUAUGUGUUUCCCAGGUCGGGAAAAACAUAUCUCUAGUGAUAUGUGUUCCCCUAUCUGAGAAACACGUAUCCCUAGGGAUACGAGUUCUCCUACCUGGGAAACACAUAUCCCUAGUGAUAUGUGCUCCCCUACCUGGGAAACAUAUAUCCCUAGUGAUAUGUGUUCUCCUACCUGGGAAACACAUAUCCCUAGUGAUAUGUGUUCUCCUACCUCGGAAACAUAUAUCCCUAGUGAUAUGUGUUCCCCUACCUGGGAAAGACAUAUCCCUAGUGGUAUGUGUUCCCCCACUUGGGAAACAUAUAUCCCUAGUGAUAUAUGUUCCCCUACCUGGUAAACACAUAUCCCUAGGGAUACAUGUUACCCUACCUGGGAAACACGUAUCCCUAGUGAUAUGUGUUCCCUCACUUGGGAAACAUAUAUCCGUGGUGAUAUGUGUUGCCCUACCUCGGAAACAUAUAUUCCUAGUGAUAUGUGUUCCUCCACCUGGAAAGCACAUAUCCCUAGUGAUAUGUGUUACCCUUCCCAGGAAACACGUCAUCAGUGAUAUGUGUUAACACAUCAUCAGUGAUAUGUGUUCCCCAACCUGGGAAACACAUAUUCCUUGUUAUAUGUCUUCCCCUACCUGCACAACACAUAUGUAUAGUGAUAUGUUUUUCCCUACCCAGGAAACACAUAUCCUUAGUGACAUGAGUUGUCCUACCUAUAGAAAGUAAAAAGAUGUAGGUGACAACAUUCAUCCUUUUCUUUAUAUGUAGAGGAUUGGCAUAAUUUGUCAUUAAUUUUAACUGCUGAUUUAUUAUUUGAGUACAUGGAUAUUAAGCAUAAUCUUUGUUUUUUCAAGAUUAAGUAUUAGAAAAUUGGCAUGAAGCCAGUUUACAACAUUACCGUAGUUAGACCACUAGUUAACUGAGCUUGUAUUUCAUUGACUGACUUGCUUUCUUUUUAAACUGUAUAUUAAACUGUAUAUAAGUUAUCCUUGCCAUCCCAGUUAUCCUUGUCAUUGAAGUCGUUAAAUUCAUCCAAGUCAUGCUAGUCAUCCUGCUCAUCCCAGUUGCCCCAAUCAUCCUAGUUAUCCCAGUCAUUCCAGCCACCACAGUCAUUCCAGUCAUCCCCAUCAUCCUACACAUGACCCAGACAUCCCAAACAUCCCAGUCAUCAAAGUAAUUAUAGUAAUCAAAGUCAUCACAGCCAUCCCAGUAAUCACAGUAAUCCCUAUUAUACUAGUCAUUGUAGUGAUCUCAGACAUCCCACUCAUCAAAGUGAUUUUAGUCAUAGAGUUAUCUUAGCCAUUUCAGUAAACCGAGUUAUAUCAGUCACCCUAGUCAUCCAAUUCAUCUCAGUCAUCCCAGUCAUCCUAAUCAUCUGAGUCACCCCCGUCAUCAUCCAAGUGAUAACAGUCAUCCUAGUCAUCCCCGUUUAAAGUCAUCAUAAUUCUAGUCAUACUAGUUUUCCCAGUCCCUCUUGUUGUCCUAGUCAUCCCAGUCACCACAGUCAUCCCAGUCACCCUGGUCAUCCCAUAGAUGCUGCAUAAAUUUUCCACUUGAAUCCUCUUCGCUAGCGCGCCUGUUAUUUCUUACUCUAAGCCUUUCUCUUCUUCUUUCCCGUCGCUUUUCACUUACAAGCAAAUAGUUUGAAUCCAAUCCGCUAUUUCUCUUCUUCUUUCCCGUCGCUUUUCACUUACAAGCAAAUAGUUUGAAUCCAAUCCGCUAUUGUUCGUUGGCAUAACAAUUUCUUCGAAACAGUUUACACGAAAACACAAAAUCCUUAUGCAAUGAAGUAGUUCCGUUGAAGUAAUUGAAGUAAACAUGUUUUUGAACUCGACAACAGCCACGUCAUUUAUUGCGCGAUUUCCCGCCAAGAAACAGGUGGGUUGCACAAAUGAACCACGCGAUUAACUACAUACUCCUCCCCCGGACGGGCUGACACCUGAUUCCCUUCCCUCCCCGACAAAGAGUGUACGGGCGUACGCUACGUCAUAACCCAAUUUUCUCGGAUGGAUGGUUUACCAAAUUUUAUUACCCAUGGUGCUCCGCUGGCGCGCUUCGCGCGCCGGAGCUCCGCUAUGAUUGCUGUGUUUAAUAAAUUGACAUUUAAGUGACCAGGUCUACAUUGAGCUUUAGGUAUCGAAUAUACAAAAUAACGAACGGCCAACGGGAAAUGUUCGAUCAUUGUCUGCUGGUCAUGAUUACUACCCUACGAACAGAGUCUCCUUCGAUCUUCCUAGUCUCUCAGUUCUACUUCCAAUAAAUUAUAUAUAAAAGGGAAGUUAAUUACUUUUGCAUUCUUCUCCUUGAGUCUCGUUUUGACAUCUCAGCUUCGUAAUAAAGUAUUAGCCCUGUCCUUUAAAUGCUUUUCCUUAGGUCAGUUUGUUCGUAUGUUAAGUGACGUUUCGUUCAUAAAUUCGAGACCACUAAUGUUAACAGUUGUGCAGUUUAGUUUUGCCAUGUUUUAUCCCGCAAUUUUCCUUACGUUAUGCUUGUCUUAGCCUUAUUAGAUUAUAUCAUACGUUUAUUUUUCAACAAACCAUAGUAACCUUAUGUUUAUGAUGCUUUUUCGUACAUUCAUCGUCCGCUUCUACGUGGAUUAAUUCAUUUGUAAUAUUAGUUUUACUUUUGUUUUCCGUAAGUCGUUUCGUUCUUACGUAUAACUAAAUGAGGAUUUACAAUUGUUUUUACAGCGCAUGUUAAUUCAUUUUUCACCUUAUAAGAAUCGAUUGUCCUUUCCACAUAUUUAACAUUUGUAAAGUAUCGUUGUGAUUUAACACUUCACUGGUCAGCAUGCGCCUUGUCUGCGUGAAGAUAAGACUGCGCCUACCUGUCAUUUUUUUCAGACCCGGUGCUUACAUGUAUAUCCUCAUUUGGCGGCCACUAAAAAAACCCUCCAACGAGCCUUUACGUAAAGUAAAAACUUAUUAUUGUAGCGUCUCAGAAUGUUGCAGUUUUCUUUAAUAAAGACGUGAUCAUCAUAAAACCGCUAAUGAUAGCUGUACUCUUGAUGAAGAUUGCUUUUUGGGGCGGUAAUGCCUUUUGGAAAACGGUAGAAGUUGCACUUCAAAAACUUCUUGUGGGGGGGGGGGGCUCCAUGACUGCUGGCAGCUUCCCCGGCUACUAACAACAAAUACCCGGCAACUUAAAAUCUUAGUGACAACCCUGCAUGUGUUCUCCUAGUUCUGAAACAUAUACCCCUAGUGAUACGUGUUUCCCUACCUGGGAAACACAUAUCCCUAGUGAUAUGUGUUCCCUGACCUGGGAAACACAUAUCCCUUGUGUUAUGUGUUCCCCCACCAAGGAAAAACGUAUCCCUAGUGAUAUGUGUUCCCCCACCUGAGAAACACGUAUCCCUAGAAAGAUGUGUUCCCCCACUUGAGAAACACAUAUCCCCAGUGAUAUGUGUUCCCCCACCUGGAAAAAAAGUAUCCCUAGUGAUUUAUGUUCCCCUAUCUUGGAAACACAUAUCCCUAUUGAUAUGUGUUCCCCACCUAAAAAACGCAUAUCCCUAGUGAUAUGUGUUCCUGUACCUGAAAAAACCUAUCCCUAGUGAUGGGUGUUCUCCUACCUUGGAAACAUAUAUCCCUAGUGAUAUGUCUUUCCCUAACUCAAAAAAAUAUAUCCCUAGAGAUACGUGUUCCCCUACCUGGGAAACACAUAUUCCUAGUGAUAUGUGUUCCCCCACCUGGGAAACAAAUAUCCCUAGUGAUAUGUAUUCCCCCACCUGGGAAACACAUAUCCCUGGUGAUAUGUGUUCCCCUACCUCGGAAACAUAUCCCUAGCGAUAUGUGUUUCCCUACCUGGGAAACACAUAUCCCUAGUGAUAUGUGUUCCCCUACCUCGGAAACAUAUCCCUAGCGAUAUGUGUUUCCCUACCUGGGAAACACAUAUCCCUGGUGAUAUGUGUUCCCCUACCUUGGAAAGACGUAUCCCUAGUAAUAUGUGUUUCCCACUUCGGAAACACAUUUCCCUAGUGAUAUAUGUUCCCCUACCUGGGAAACACGUAUCCCUAGUGAUAUAUGUUCUCCUCCCUGGGAAACACAUAUCCCUAGUGAUAUGUGUUCCCCCACCUGGGAAACACAUAUCCCUAGUGAUAUGUGUUCUCCUACCUCGGAAACAUAUAUCCCUAGCGAUACGUGUUUCCCUACCUGGGAAACACAUAUCCCUAGUGAUAUGUGUUCCCUGACCUGGGAAACACAUAUGUCUAGGGAGAUGUGUUCCCCUACCUGGGAAACACAUAUCCCUAGUGAUAUUUGUUCCUCCACUUGGGAAACGUAUAUCCGUAGUGAUAUGUGUUCCCCCACCUGGGAAACACAUUAUCGCUGGUGAUAUGUGUUCCCCUACCUCAGAAACACAUACCCCUAGUGAUAUGUGUUCCGCUACCUGGGAAAGACAUAUCCCUAGUGAUAUGUGUUCCCCUUCCUAGGAAAGGCAUAUCCCUAGUGAUAUGUGUUCCCUCACUUGGGAAACACAUAUCCCUAGUGACAUAUGUUCCCCUACCUGGGAAACACGUAUCCCUGGUGAUAUAUGUUCCCCCAUUUGGGAAACACAUAUCCCUAGUGAUAUGUGUUCCUCGACCUGGAAAACACAUAUCCCUUGUGAUAUGUUUUUCCUAUCAGGGAAACACAUAUUCCUAGUGAGAUGUGUUCCCCUAACUGGGAAACACAUAUCCCUAGUGAUAUGUGUUCCCCUACCUGGCAAACACAUAUCCCUAGUGAUAUGUGUUCCCCCUCCUCGGAAACACGUAUCCCUAUUGAUUUAUUUUCCCCUUCCUGGGAAACACAUAUCCCUAGUUAUAUGUUUUCCCCCACCUGGGAAAGACAUAUCCCCAGUGAUAUAUUUUCCCCUACCUGGGAAACACAUAUCCCUAGUGAUAUGUGUUUCCCCACCUGGGAAACACGUAUCCCUAGUGAUAUGUGCUCCCCUACCUGGGAAACACAUAUGCCUAGUGGUAUGUGUUCCCCUACUUGAGAAACACAUAUCCCUUGUCAUAUGUGUUCCCCUAUUCAUGAAACCCAUAUUCCUAGUAAUAUGCGUUUCCCUACCUGGGGAACACGUAUGCCUAGUGAUAUAUGUUCCCAAACCUUGGAAAUAGGUAUCCCUACCUGGGAAACACAUCUUCCUAGUUAUAUAUGUUUCCCUACCUGGGAAACACAUAUUCCUAGUGAUAUGUGUUCCUCGACCUGGAAAGCACAUAUCCUUAGAGAUAGAUAUUCCCAGGAAACAUGUCAUCAGUGAUAUGUGUUAACACAUCACCAGUGAUAUGUGUUCCCCAACCUGGGAAACACAUAUUCCUUGUUAUAUGUCUUCCCCUACCUGCACAACACAUAUGUAUAGUGAUAUGUUUUUCCCUACUCAGGAAACACAUAUCCUUAGUGACAUGAGUUGUCCUACCUAUAGAAAGUAAAAAGAUGUAGGUGACAACAUUCAUCCUUUUCUUUAUACGUAGAGGAUUGGCUUAAUUUGUCAUUAAUUUUAACUGCCGAUUUAUCAUUUGAGUACAUGGAUAUUAAGCAUAAUCUUUGUUUUUUCAAGAUUAAGUAUUAGAAAAUUGGAAUGAAGCCAGUUUACAACAUUACCGUAGUUAGGCCACUAGUUAACUGAGCUUGUAUUUCACUGACUGACUUCCUUUUUUUUUAAACUGUAUAUUAAACUGUAUAUUAUAAGUUAUCCUUGUCAUCCCAGUCAUUGAAGUCGUUAAAUUCAUCCAAGUCAUGCUAGUCAUCCUGCUCAUCCCAGUGGCCCCACCACAGUCAUUUCAGUCAUCCCCAUCAUCCUACACAACCCAGACAUCCCAAACAUCCCAGUCAUCAAAGUAAUUAUAGUAAUCAAAGUCAUCACAGUCAUCCCAGUAAUCAUAGUAAUCCCUAUUAUACUAGUCAUUGUAGUCAUCUCAGACAUCCCACUCAUCAAAGUCAUUUUAGUCAUAGAGUUAUCUUAGCCAUUUCAGUAAACCGAGUUAUAUCAGUCACCCUAGUCAUCCAAUUAAUCUCAGUUACCCCAGUCAUCCUAAUCAUCUGAGUCACCCCCGUCAUCAUCCAAGUGAUAACAGUCAUCCUAGUCAUCCCCGUUUAAAGUCAUCAUAAUUCUAGUCAUCCCAGUUAUCCCAGUCCCCCUUGUUGUCCUAGUCAUCCCAGUCACCACAGUCAUCCCAGUCACCCUGGUCAUCCCAGUCAUCUUAGCUUAGUCAUCCCGGUUAUCAUUGUCAUCUCAGUCACCUUCUGGUAAUUCGGCAGAGUGUGAAGUAAAGGGUUCGCAAUGCUCAGAAAUGUAUCAAAGUGGAUAUUUUUCGGACAAGAUUGGGCAUGCUAAGUCUGUAGGUUUUCGGUUUAAUUUGGCUAUUUGACGAAAAGAAAGCCGAAUUAGUUCGAGAUGUCUCGAAAUCACUUCGAUUUCUUUGAUUUAUUCUUUAACUUAUUCGAGGAAGAAAGAAUUAAUAUUUUGACUUUCCUGGGGUUUGAACCGACUCACCUGUGUGACCCGUCAGAUCAAAGGAGACUCUAAGUUGAGGGAUUACGCUACUGUGACCCAAGGUAGUUUGGGAUUUGAAAAAUAGCUAUGAAAUUAUGCACUAGUUUGGGGACAAAAUUGGUCGCGCAAGUUCGUGACUUUUCGGCUUGUUUUGGCUAUUUCACAAAAUGAGACCACACUACUUCGUGUAUUCUUGAGAUCACUUCAAGUUUAGUCUUUAAUUUACUCGAGGAAUAAAUAGAGGAUAUUACAUGGCCACGCAAAGACAUGAAAUUUCUCUUCGAGUGUUGAAAAACAUUUCACGAGUGAGCGCUCCUUUGAACUGUUUUAUGAUGAACUUAAAGUUGCAAAAUGCUGCCCAAAGAUUUUUGUCUUUGUUGAGUGUUACGUGGUGAAAUUGCUUUCAUGCGUUGCGUGACUUUCUCGAACGUUCUCUACGUUUUUGGAUUAUUCAUGAAUAAUUAAUUAGGCAUGUUUACAUUUCAGCAUGAGUCAGCAGAUUUGCAUCAGUUACUGAAAUCAUAAAAUAUGUCGAAAAGCUACUACUAUUCACUUGUUUAGUAUUUUCUAGAACCUUAUGUCAAAUGGUAUACAAGUUCCAGGCAAGUUCUUUUGACAAACAGUUUUUUCCCACGAGCUGGAGCGCUGUGUUUAGUCAAGUGUGACAAAGGUUGAUUUUCAAGUUCUGUGUUUACAAAUUGGCAGAACCUGUAAGAUAUCUGAAGUUCAAGUGAGAGUUUGUUAUUAUUAGCAGAGGCUGUUUAGUUUUACUUAAGUUCAAGUCAAGUUUGUGUUGGCAGAUGCUGUGUUUUAAAGCUCUGUAGAGACUAUGCUUUUUUGGUAUUAAUCUUCCUUAUGUUAAUCCGACAUCCCUGCAUGCUGAUAGUCAGUGAAUAAUUAUCCUCAAAACAAUUGAACUCAUAACAUUGAGUUUUAGCCCAUUCCAUGCUCAACGUUAUUGACUCUUUACCCACGCCCUUACAUAUCUUUAUUCAGUACAUGAGACUGCUAUAUAUGCUAUUUUUGAAGCCUGAUGUAAGUAAAAUAGAGAAUUCUUUUUUCACUGUUUGUUUUGUUAGACUUGUUAUUCACCGCAAGUAACCUUAUAUUUGACUUAGGACUAAACGUUUAGACCCAAGUCAAAUUUAGAAGGAUUUGUAUAGAGUCAUCAGAGCAUAACUGCGCUAAUAUCUCGCAGACAAUUUGCCCCGAAAUGCUAGUUUUUGGCAAGUAGGCCUCUUGGAUGUUGCUCUUUUCAGAAUAUCCUGACAAAUCCCAUAAUUUCACAAAUUAACACCUUACUCUUACCACAUUUCAUUUCUUACUAUUCCUCCGCAUUUACAAUAACAUACUUUGACCUUUUCAAGGGACUGGAUAAAUGNGGAGCGCUGUGUUUAGUCAAGUGUGACAAAGGUUGAUUUUCAAGUUCUGUGUUUACAAAUUGGCAGAACCUGUAAGAUAUCUGAAGUUCAAGUGAGAGUUUGUUAUUAUUAGCAGAGGCUGUUUAGUUUUACUUAAGUUCAAGUCAAGUUUGUGUUGGCAGAUGCUGUGUUUUAAAGCUCUGUAGAGACUAUGCUUUUUUGGUAUUAAUCUUCCUUAUGUUAAUCCGACAUCCCUGCAUGCUGAUAGUCAGUGAAUAAUUAUCCUCAAAACAAUUGAACUCAUAACAUUGAGUUUUAGCCCAUUCCAUGCUCAACGUUAUUGACUCUUUACCCACGCCCUUACAUAUCUUUAUUCAGUACAUGAGACUGCUAUAUAUGCUAUUUUUGAAGCCUGAUGUAAGUAAAAUAGAGAAUUCUUUUUUCACUGUUUGUUUUGUUAGACUUGUUAUUCACCGCAAGUAACCUUAUAUUUGACUUAGGACUAAACGUUUAGACCCAAGUCAAAUUUAGAAGGAUUUGUAUAGAGUCAUCAGAGCAUAACUGCGCUAAUAUCUCGCAGACAAUUUGCCCCGAAAUGCUAGUUUUUGGCAAGUAGGCCUCUUGGAUGUUGCUCUUUUCAGAAUAUCCUGACAAAUCCCAUAAUUUCACAAAUUAACACCUUACUCUUACCACAUUUCAUUUCUUACUAUUCCUCCGCAUUUACAAUAACAUACUUUGACCUUUUCAAGGGACUGGAUAAAUGACUGUUUAAAUUUUGACAAAUCAAAAUCUGUAAUUCAUCUAUUUAGUUCUUUGUUAUUUUUGUCAGUUAAAGUUAAGUUAUUUUGAUUGUAUAAUACACAUGUACAUGUACAACUUGUCAUUUUAUUUUUUAUUUUUUAUUUUUUUCUCGUCAUUUUAUACUUUUGUUUCAACAGGCUAGAUUGCUCUACCUGUCAAGAUUAGCCCCUGCUAUUUGUGGGAAAAGCAGUAUGUAA
This is a messenger RNA of Porites evermanni, 11966 nucleotides long. Lineage: Eukaryota; Metazoa; Cnidaria; Anthozoa; Scleractinia; Poritidae. The record is from the annotation of a GenBank genome assembly.